GAUGUGUUCCCCUGCCUAGUUGCUGUGUUCCCCUGCUUAGUUGAUGUGUACCUCUGUCUUGUCCUUGUCUCCCUCUUCCUAGUUAUUGUGUCCCCCUGUCUAGUUGUUGUGUCCUAGUCUUGUAGUUAUGUCUCCCUGCCGCUUCGGACUCGUCAUGAUAUGCUGUACGACCUCAACAUCAUGCGCGAGCAUUUUGUAAGGCUCCACCAGAUGAUGCCAAGCCAGUGGAAGAAGUCAAGGAAUCACUUACAAAAAAGCAGCAAGAGAAUGGAGACAAAGUUAUAAUACUCCAGAGACCUGAAGACUCUCUUAUAGAUGAGAAGCUGCAGCAAAAUACUAAGAAGUGUGAGGAGACUCCCAUGAAAGACAGACCACAAGCAUUUGAGAAUGACAAGGAAGAGAAACCUGAACAGUCAUAUGAUAAAAAGAUCAUAUUCCAAGUGAAUCAUGACCACCACACAAAUGAGAGGCAAGAAGCAUCCCAGAUGGGUGAGUUGCCAGUCACUGAAGGCAAACAUGAUAUAAACACUGACUUUUCCUGUAAUGAAAAACAGGUUAGGUCUGAAGAUGAGCUAACAAUGCCACAGGAUGUUACUGUGUCUGCCUCUAAAGAGGAACAAGUGGUGAAGGAACAUUCCCCAGUAGAGAAGUCAGAUGACAGAAGGGCGACAGCUCAGAAAAAACUACAUGAUCUUCUUACAUCAUUGGCUUCAGCAGAUCCUAUACCAGUGGAGCCCAUGGUGAGGCUCUCCAGGCCAAAAGCUCGUCAGAAGAAAACUGGGACCUUCAAAGAGCAGAAGAAAGCAACUGAACAGCCAACUGAAUCAGUCAUUGAACCUGAACUUGUGCUCGCUACAAAAGAAGUGGCCGAGAGUCUAGGUGGUGACGUGGAGACCACCGAGUCGGAACUGUUAUCUACUCUGAGAUUACACUCCACAAGUACAUCAUGUGAUGACAAACCUGCCAUUCAACUGAGUGACUUGUUUGUGGGUAUGAAAGUAGAAAGAAACCCAAGGAAGCCAGUCAAAGACUUACCCCGCCAUAAACGGUACGACCAAGAUACUCAACAGUCAAGUCCAAGAAGUGGUGUGGAGUAUCAGAAAAUGUGGCCAAGGGCUACUGGUAGACCUGUACCCAGAACACUGGCUCGUGUUGAACUUUUUGGCACCGAGCAUCUUGAUAUUUUUAAUGCCAAGUCACUAGAGUGCAAGAAAGAAGCAGUGCCUACUAGCACUUUACUGCCAGUGUGGGAGGUUGCACACAAAUGGGAGCUGCAGCAGUCUGUAUCCCACCCAAAUGACAAUGCUUUCACUGAAAUGAUACAGUGGACAAAGCAAGGCAAAUUAUGGACAUUCCCAAUUAAUAAUGAAGUUGGUUUGGAAGAGGAAAAGAGUGUUGGUUUUCAUGAACACAUUUUCCUGGAGCAGCACCUGGAGGGUUGGUGUCCACGACGGGGACCUAUCAGGCACUUUAUGGAACUCGUAUGUACGGGACUUUCUAAAAAUCCCCACCUAACUGUUGAACGUAAACAAGCUCACAUUCAGUGGUAUAAAAACUAUUUUGCCGAAAAGGAAGAAAUACUGAAAGAAAUUGGAGCAAUAGAAACUUCCCAAUAACACUUGGGAAUUUUAAAUUAUUAAAAUAUUGUUGAUUAGUAACCUAAAAUUUUGUGGAAAAUUAAUUUGUUAAUUUCUUUUAAGGAUAGUCUCAGAAGAGACAUGCUGUAAUUAUUUUAUUUAUUUUUAUCAUUGUCCUAUUGUUUGAGCACAACAACUUUUAGGCAAGAAACCAAAAGUUAUGUAAUUUUCAACUUUAAGAUUUAGAUCUGCUGUCUUCAGAAGUACAGUACUCUCCAAUGUUGCAGUUCCCAUAAUGGAGAAUCCAACACUUACAAAUAAAGUAAAUUAAUAUACAUUAGAGAGUUUUGUACAGUAUUACAGGCUGGCAGAGUCAACAGCAUGUCCAAUCCCCUAGUUGAUGCCAUGCUCCUUAGUCAUUUAUGAAGUGUCUUUCCCCAAUGUAGCCAUCCCCUCCUUCUUUUGUGUCUUCCUCAAUUCUAUCUUCUUUCUAUUUCCUUCAUCAACCACAUGUGAGUUAUCUCUCUAAAACCCAACUUUUUCCUGAUCCCUUUCUUCUCUCACCCGGUACAGUCAGACCAUACAUUACUUUUACCAAGAGUGUGAUAGGGUUGCUGAGCGUGAUUGUGACGUUAUUUGCCUUUUUUAUUAUUUGAAAAAGUCAAUUCAUACUGAAAAGUAAAUUGCAUUUUGACAAGUGACAGAAUGGGGUGACUGGUAGCUCCAUGAAUUACUGAAGUCUGUUAUACCAUGGGUACGUUAUACGUGGAACUCCCAUCUAAUGUACUGUAUAUGGAGGUUUCACUGCACUACAUUUCAUCACUAAUUAGAUCACCACUCUUAUUUAACUAAUGAUAUUGCUCUUGUAUGUAAAGAGUGAUGUAUUAUGUUUCCAAUUAUUCAGAAAGUUUUCCUUGUAAAGUUAUUAUGAAAAAGGAAAUAAAUAUAACUAACAAUAAUUGAUCAUUUAACAGUUUGUUAGGUAAUGUCUUAAACGAUGGGAUACUGUAUGUAAAGACACACAUCACUCCAUGAAGCAGCUAAAUUCUUGCCUAAAAAUUAAUCUUCCCUAAGAAAAAUAAUUCAAAUAACAAUGAAGUAAAGUAAAGAUCAACUGCAAAGUUUUUGAAAAUUAUUGCACAUAAAUUGGUGAAAUGUUUAAUGUUAUCAUUGUAAACUAUGUAAAUAAAACUAAUUGUUUUAA
Molecule: messenger RNA, 2781 nt
Organism: Homarus americanus (American lobster)
Lineage: Eukaryota; Metazoa; Arthropoda; Malacostraca; Decapoda; Nephropidae
Gene: mRpS31
Product: 28S ribosomal protein S31, mitochondrial-like
Exons: 7
Coding region: 360-1616 (418 amino acids)
Cellular component (GO): mitochondrial small ribosomal subunit
Molecular function (GO): structural constituent of ribosome
Source: RefSeq, a predicted model, not a curated record